Messenger RNA from Phacochoerus africanus (Common warthog), 2155 nucleotides. RefSeq names its product ankyrin repeat and ubiquitin domain containing 1 (gene ANKUB1). The transcript is spliced from 6 exons. Gene Ontology annotation, molecular function: protein binding. NCBI's taxonomy places the organism in Eukaryota, Metazoa, Chordata, Mammalia, Artiodactyla, Suidae. Bases 440 to 2071 code for a protein of 543 amino acids. The record is from RefSeq and is a predicted model, not a curated record.
CCCAAUCAAAUAUCCAGUUUGAAGGGUCUUUCAAUCGGCUGUAUGUGGGUGAAUAUGGCUUCAAGGGUUAGUGGAUGGUGGUCACAUCAUAAAGCGUAAGUCUUCUGUGGCAUUUUUGUAUUAUAUGUUUAACACUUGUUCACACUUGCCUCAACCAUUGUCAGGUUUGCCGGUUUCCAUAAUAGAGGAACAGGUAUCUGUUGACUAAUGCCAUCAGCAGAGAAACAUUUCCUCCAACAUAGCCGUUGUCUGUGUCGCCCAAUACUGUGGUACUGCGGGACUUCUCUCUUCACAUUCUCUCAUCUCAUCUUUGAAGCUGGACAGUGACAGCAGCUUCUGGCCAUCAUUUUUGUUCUUAAUUGUGAAUUGGCAGUCUCCUAGCUAUCCAACAGGAUCUUUGAAAAGAAGCUUCUUCUUUUUUUUUUUUUUUUUUGAGAAAAUGAGGAUUUUCAUAGCCUUUGAGGGAUCUUUUGAACCGUUUGAUGUUUCAGCAGAUGAAACUGUGGAGGCUGUCAAACUAAUGAUAAAGGAUUAUUUCCACAUUCCUCUCUCUGAAGAUGAACAAGGCAGGAGGUAUCUGGAGCUGAUGUAUGCCGGAGCAGCCCUAAAAGACAGCUGGAGUCUUAAUGAUGUUGGGAUAUCUUUUUGUUCAACUCUCAAAUGCUUUGUUAAGGAAGAAGCCAAGCCCACCCUCUACGUGUUCAAUGCUGUGACCCAAGAGACGAUGCCCAUAAUGGAGAGUAUUUCCCUUCUUGGUAAAAAAGUGUCUGAUCUGAGAACACUGAUAGCUCUGCGAUGCGGGUUCCCCAUGAGUGUCUUCUGUCUCCGGACCCCAGAAGGACUGGAGAUGUACGACUGCAACACCCUCAGGGACUACCAGACAGAUUACGGUACGACACUUCGCUUAGACGUCUGGGAUGGAUGGAAGGAAUUUCUGAUGGGCUGUCUCCUUGGACAAACACUUAAAGUCCAACGCUAUUUAUCAAAUGAAGGACCAGUACUGAAGUAUCAGAAAAGGGUUGCUCUGUACAUCGCCGCCUUUUAUGGGUACAUUGAGCUCACUGAAUGGGCCCUGAAGCAGGGUGUGCGGCCCAACGAGGCAGUCGGUGUGCACCCCUAUCGAGCAUGGUGCCAGGAAGCUCUUCACGCAGAUGUCUCUAAAUGCCCUAUUCAUGCGGCCGCAGAAACCGGCCAACUGUUGAUUCUGAAGGCUUUUGUCAACUGCAGCGUGCUGUGCCUGGAAUGCAAAAAUGCAGCAGGACAAACUCCCUUAACCAUUGCAUUCAAACACAAGCAUAAGGACUGCAUAUUAUAUUUACUGAGUAAACUGUGGUCCACGGUUUCUUUUCUGAAAAUCUCAAUCCCCAUGAGGAUUUAUAUUAAAAUAAAACAAUGGAUAUUCAGAGCUCAGAGUCACAACCUUAAUAAAAGCCAGCACUGCAGAGCAAGGGUUUUGGGAGCAAAAGUUGGAGACACUGUGAUGGUGGAUGGUUUCACCAAACCAAAAAUGACCUCUAAGAGCUGGCAUAAGGCUGGGAACAAGGACUUACAAGGUACCAUCGGCAAACUACCGCCUCUUAGGGAACAAACUACAAACAGGAAACCUGUCAAUCCUUUGUCAAUUUCACAGCAGGGCACAAGAGAACAAACAUUCAAAUUUCCUCCACUGGUUGAUGCAAAUACGUUUUCUGAAUUACAAAAACAACAACAAAACAGAAAAAAAUUUACUGCCACAGCUAGGAAAAAAGAAAAGCUCAUAAAAAAUUCAUAUCUCCCCCAAGUCCCCCUCCCUCCGGUUUCAAGAGUGGGCUAUUCACACCCAUCUUUUUACUACGCAACACCCAGUGCUGACUUUUUACUCAGAUCUUCCUUCGCAUCUUUCUCAGAGCACAGUGGGAGGACUCCAAGGGAGAAUGCCAUCUACUGCUUAGCUGUGGCCAGUGCCUUUAAAGAGAAACGAUGGCUUCAGCAGUUAGGAAUAGCAAGAGUCCUAGCCAAAAAGAGCAUUUCUAACCUGACUACCCAAGGAGGCCUGGCAGCAGGUGAAAAUCCUCCAGAAAUUGUGCUUUGAAAAGUCAUGACAACCCCAGUUUGGAUGAAGACCUGGUCAAACAGAACAUCUAGUCUAAUGCUAACAUUUCUAACAACAGUUCUA